Molecule: messenger RNA, 1071 nt
Organism: Penicillium taxi
Lineage: Eukaryota; Fungi; Ascomycota; Eurotiomycetes; Eurotiales; Aspergillaceae
Product: alpha-ketoglutarate-dependent dioxygenase AlkB family protein
Exons: 1
Coding region: 1-1071 (356 amino acids)
Biological process (GO): DNA repair
Source: RefSeq, a predicted model, not a curated record
AUGGCAAAAAGAACCCUAGACGCCUUCUUCAAACCCCAAGCCCGAAAACGUCAACAACGUUCCCUAGAAGACUCCGAGUCCGACUCAAAAUCAAGCAAGCACCCAACCUACCCCCACGCCAUAAAACACCUCCCGCUACACAUAAACUCCAAUCUGAACAGCACUCCAGCGCAGCCAGCACGCACGAUAAACAAUCAGCCGCGGCUGGACCUCCUCUAUUUCCAGCCGUUUCUGCGUCGCGACACUGCUGCGGAUCUGUUCAAGUUCCUCAGAGCUGAAUUGCCGUUUUAUCGUGUACAGUAUUCUAUUAAACGCGGUGGUGUCGACACGCUCGUUAAUACGCCGAGGUUUACGACUAUUUUCGGGGUUGAUGAAACGGCACGUUUUGUUGGCAAGUCUAAGCUUAAGCCAGAUUCACUGAGCGGAGAUGGAGAAGGAGAAGCUAGCGAAGAAGAAGAACUAAUCCUUGUCGACGCAACGUCCCAAAAACCCCUGCACUCCCGCUAUCAAUACCCCCCGCGCCCAAUUCCGCCGUGCCUCGACACCCUCCGCCAGCACGUUCAAGCCGCAACAGGAGCAACGUAUAACUUCGUUCUAGUAAACUACUAUGCCAGUGGCGAGGACAGCAUCGCCUUCCACUCCGACGACGAGCGGUUUCUAGGCGCAGACCCGGAUAUUGCGUCAGUCUCGCUGGGCGGUGAACGCGAUUUCAUACUUAAGAUGAAACCGGUCGUCGUACAACAGGGUACUGCGGAUGAGAUACGGGGCUGUACGGCUGGUUCGUUAUCUGUACCAAGAGUGCAGACGCAGGUCAAAAUGCCGCUUGCUUCGGGUGAUAUGAUUGUUAUGCGGGGUAGCACGCAGGCUGCGUGGUUACAUAGCAUCCCGAAGCGAAAGGGUCGGAGUGGGGAUUCCGUGCGUGGACGGGUCAAUAUUACGUUUCGGAGGGCGAUGGUCCCUGCUGGGACUAAUAACUAUUAUAAUUAUAAUGUUGGCUGUGGGGAGGUUUGGAGGUGGGAUGAUAGGGGGAUGGAGAUGCGAAUACGCUCUACGGCUGAUGCGGUGAUCUGA